Morone saxatilis (striped sea-bass) is the source of this 1299-nucleotide messenger RNA. RefSeq names its product apolipoprotein A-I-like. Lineage: Eukaryota; Metazoa; Chordata; Actinopteri; Moronidae. The record is from RefSeq and is a predicted model, not a curated record. Gene Ontology annotation, cellular component: extracellular region. Gene Ontology annotation, molecular function: lipid binding. Gene Ontology annotation, biological process: lipid transport; lipoprotein metabolic process.
AUGGACUCAUCCCUCACCCGGCACUAUAAAAAGUCUGCUCUUGCUGAAGUUGUUCAGUCUCCUCACGAACUCCACCAGACCACCACCAUGAAAUUUGCGGCUCUCGCUCUUGCCCUUCUGCUGGCUGUCGGCUCUCAUGCCGCUUCCCUGCAGGCUGAUGCACCCUCCCAGCUGGCCCACGUCCGGGCCGCUAUGGAUGUGUACCUGACUCAGGUGAAGGACAGUGCCAACAAAGCCCUCGACCAGCUCGAUGAUACUGAGUACAAGGAGCUUAAGGCCACCCUUUCUCAGCGCCUGGAGGACAUGUACAAUCAGGUUAAGACCCUGCAGGGUGCUGUUUCCCCCAUGACCGACAGCGUCGUCUCCACCAUCUCUGAUGCCACCGCUGAGUUCCGUGCCUCUGUCCUGGCUGAUAUUGAAGCCCUGAAGGCUGAUCUCGCACCCAAGCAGGUUCAGCUGAAGGAAGUCAUCGACAAGCACAUCAGUGAGUACCGUACCCUGAUGGAUCCCAUCCUCACCGAGUACUAUGCCAAGCACACAGCUGACAUGGAAGCCCUGAAGUUGAAGAUGGAGCCCAUUGUGGAGGAGCUGCGUACCAAGAUUUCUACCAACGUGGAGGAGACCAAGACCGCCCUGAUGCCCAUUGUGGAGUCUGUUCGCGACAAGCUCCAGGAGCGUCUUGAGAGCCUGAAGGCAAUGGCUAGUCCCUACGUCGAAGAAUACAAGGAGCAGCUGAAGCAGGCCUACAACCAGGCUCAGAACAUCAACGCUGACGAGAUCACCACCCUGAAGGACAAGAUUACACCUUUAGCCGAGGAAGUCAAGGCUAAGCUCCAAGAAAUCUUCGAGGCCAUCGCCGCCUCCAUCACCAAAAACUAAAUCCUCUCUGCCCUGUUCCUGUAACUAUCCUCACCUACCUAUCUGUCCUAGAUUCAUUCCACCUUUCUCUCCAUUCCGUCUUUCCUCACAUGCACAUACAGACCACCUCUCAAAAUUAAGCCGAUGCCUAACUGAUGCACUUCUUUGCAACAACGGCUGGACUCUUGCUCUCUCUCUACCAUGCAAACACCUUUCUUUGUGCGCACAUGCUCAAGCACACGUAAGCAAAGAAAUACACAGGCACAUACAUACUCAGCACACACAUGCUUUGCUCUUAGCAUGCCACAGCCAGCUGCUUACAUUUUGUGUAGGAAUUGUAUGUGAAUUGUCACAAGUGUGUGAACUUCUGUGUAAUGAUGCUUGUCUGAAAACUGUGCUUUGACGAAAUACAGCUCAAUAAACAUCUGACUGUUUAUACUA